Molecule: messenger RNA, 978 nt
Organism: Hibiscus syriacus
Lineage: Eukaryota; Viridiplantae; Streptophyta; Magnoliopsida; Malvales; Malvaceae
Exons: 3
Coding region: 1-978 (325 amino acids)
Source: RefSeq, a predicted model, not a curated record
AUGGGGGAGAAUGUUUCAGUUGUCCUCCAGAAAAAACUACCCCCCAAGUGCAAAGACCGAGGUAUGUUUACUAUCCCUUAUAAACUCGGUAAUAUUAGGAUUGAGAGAGCAAUGUUAGAUCUAGGAGCUUCAAUAAAUGUCAUGCCUCUCUCUAUUUACUCAUCUUUGAACGUUGGUCCUUUGAAAGAGACAGGAGUGAUUAUUCAACUAGCUGACAGAUCUAAUGUAUAUCCUGAGGGAGUUUUAGAUGAUGUUUUGGUGCAAGUCAAUGAAUUGAUUUUUCCUACAGAUUUUUAUGUGCUUGAUAUGCAAGAAGAUGAUUAUUCUAAAUCAACAUCAAUUUUGUUAGGAAGACCAUUUUUGAAAACAGCUAGGACAAAAAUUGAUAUAGAUUAUGGUACACUUACCAUGGAAUUUGAUGGUGAAAUUAUUAAAUUCAAUAUUUAUGAUGCCAUGAGAUGUCCUGGUGAUGUGUCCUCUGUUUUUGUCAUGGAUUUUAUUGACCCUUCAGUGCAUGAAAGUUUUUAUUUAAAUAAUGAUUACAAGUUGAAAGUUGCACUCAACAUGAAUUUCACUCUUGAAGGAUUGCAGGGAAUCAUGAAAGAGUCUGUAUUGGAUCUUGAUUUGCAAGAUACAAUCCAAGAACUAGAAUCGCUCAAACCCAUGAGGUAUGAUACACCAAAAUUGAAAACGAAACCUUUGUCAAAUCAUCUGAAUCAUGUAUAUCUAGGAGAAGAGGAAACUAUUCCAGUGAUCAUUCCCAACAAAAUCUCCCGCUUUGAAGAAGAAAAGUUGAUUCAAAUGCUUAGAGAGUACAAGGAAGCUAUUGGGUGGAGAAAAAAAUUCUAUGAAAUACAAGGUUUGGAUACAGAAGAAUGCGCGCCACCAACCGUCCUCUCUGCUCCACCUGACCCACAUCUCCGCUCAGUUCGAGAAUCAACCCAGCCAACACACAGCGCCUUCACUCCCAUCUCGUGA